This is a messenger RNA of Anopheles coustani, 1736 nucleotides long. RefSeq names its product fatty-acid amide hydrolase 2-B-like. The transcript is spliced from 4 exons. The record is from RefSeq and is a predicted model, not a curated record. The coding region runs from base 1 to 1560 and encodes 519 amino acids. NCBI's taxonomy places the organism in Eukaryota, Metazoa, Arthropoda, Insecta, Diptera, Culicidae.
AUGGAACUGUGGCUAAUAUGUUUGGGGCUUUUCCUACGGCUGGUGAACGUGCUGUUGAAGCCGAUCGUCGCGUUUGUCGGUGGCACCAAACGGACCACCCCGUUCCCGGAGAUCCGUAACGAUAUGCUGAACAUUCCGGCGGUUGACCUGGCCGAGCGGAUACGCAACAAGGAGCUCCGUUCGGAGGAUGUGGUACGGGCGUACAUCGAGCGGAUUCGCGAGGUUAACCCACUGAUCAAUGCCGUGGUGGAGGAACGCUUCGAGGCGGCCAUCGAGGAGGCCCGCAAGGCGGACGUACUGAUCGGCGACACGCAGCCACUCUGGCUGAUCAAGAACUAUCCCCUGCUGGGCGUACCGUUCACGGUGAAGGAAUCCUGUGGACUACGGGGCGCCCCCAUCACCGGCGGCUCGUUGGCUCGCAAGGAUCGGCGGGCGACGGCGGACGGAGAGGCGGUGGCACUGCUGCGGACGGCCGGGUGCAUCCCGCUGCUCGUCUCCAACACGCCCGAGUACUGUCUGAACUGGGAGUCAUACAACCACAUCACCGGAAGGACGCUCAAUCCGUACGACUCGCGGCGCACGGCUGGCGGGUCGUCGGGGGGCGAGGGUGCCCUUAUCGGGGCCGGUGCAUCCCUGUUCGGCGUGGGCAGUGAUGUGGCCGGAUCGAUCCGGGUGCCGGCACACUUCAACGGGAUCUUCGGCCACAAGCCAACGGCAGGCGCCAUCUCGAUCCACGGUCACUUUCCGAUGUCGACGGACGAAAAGUUCGCCCGUUUGCUGACAGUCGGUCCGAUGUCGCGGUACGCCAAGGAUCUGCCGACUCUGCUGCACAUCAUGGCUGGUCAAAAUGCUUCCCGACUGCGCCUAGACGAGGUCGUCUGCACGAAAGACAUCCGGAUUUACUACGCCGACGAUAUGGGCUUCAACCCGGGCCAUGUGCCCGUCGACGACGACAUCAAGAUGGCCCUGUACCGAGCGGUGCAGUACUUCAAGGGUCACGGUCUCGCAACGGAGCGAGCCGAUUUUGAGUACCUACCGGAGGGAAUGGAGCUGGCGUUCAGUGUCCUGCAGUCACUCGAGGACGUUCCGAGCAUCUUCCACCAUCCGGACAACCCGAAGGCGACACCCAGUUUGCCCCUGGAGCUGCUUCGAUGUGCCCUCGGUCAGUCCCGGUACAGCCUCGCCGGUGUCAUGUUCUAUGUGAUAUUCGCACUGAGGCACUUCUUCUCCGCCGACCGUCUCGACACGUACCUCGACCGGGCGUCCAAACUGCGCGAACAGAUGAUCGAGACACUCGGCACAGACGGUGUGCUGUUCUUCCCGACCUACCCCACAGCCGCCCUGCGUCACUACGAGUCCUUCGGGCACAUCAUGGGCGUCGGGUACACGAUGCUUUUCAACGCACUCGGACUUCCGGCGACGCACGUUCCACUCGGUUUCGACCGGAAUGGGCUUCCGAUCGGCAUUCAGAUCGUGGCAGCUCCCUACCAAGAUCGACUGGGACUGUGCAUAGCGCGUGAGCUGGAAGCGGCCUUUGGUGGUUGGCAGGCACCAAAAUGAAACCGGUAGGGGGGAUUACACAAACAACCGCAUCGGUUUUCUUUAGCUCCAGUGUCUAUCCCUAUCGCCGCCAUCACUGUUGGGUUCUAGGUUAGUCUACUUAACUACUUGCAUCGAUUGAAGCCAUUCGUUCCUUGCGCCGUAGAGCAAUACGCGCUGAAUGUUGCGUUUGUUUC